CGUCGAUCCUACACAAAUUCUCGCGUGCACCGUACGCGUCGCAACCAGUCACGAAGUUUGUAUUCGAUCCCCUCCAUCUACAGACAAUUAUUUCUCUCCCCCUCCCUCCAAAUCCCACCAAAAACUGAAAUAACUGCCAAUUCUCUCUCUCUCUCUCUCCCUCUCUGUGAAAAUUCUCUUUACCACAAACAGACAAUCAUCGAACUAAACCCUAACCAGGAAGGACCAACAGUUUUUCAAAAUUUAAUUCGAUUGGAUUUGAGAUUGCGAGAUUGAUCUCAUCGAAAUCCAUUUUGGAUUGUAUCGACUAGAAGAUGUGGCAAGAGCGGAAAAACGAUGUGGAAUCUGGAAAUAGGCAGUUGUACCCGACGAUGUUGGAGAGUCCGGAGCUCCGGUGGGCAUUCAUUCGCAAGAUUUACUCGAUCCUCGCCUUUCAAUUGCUCCUCACCGUUGCUGUUGCCUCCGUCAUCGUCUUUGUCCGCCCAAUCGCCGUCUUCUUCGUCACAACCACCGCUGGCCUCAUUCUCUACAUCGUCCUCCUCAUAACCCCCUUCAUUGCUUUGUGCCCGUUGUAUUACUAUCAUCAGAAACAUCCAUUGAACUUUUUUCUCCUCGCGCUGUUCACAAUUACUCUUGCUUUUGGUGUGGGAUUGUCAUGUGCGUUUACCAAGGGGAGGAUCAUUUUGGAAGCUGCAAUUCUAACAACUGUGGUGGUUGUGAGUCUCACUCUGUACACAUUCUGGGCUGCAAAGAGAGGCCAUGAUUUCAACUUCCUUGGACCUUUCUUGUUUGGUGCUCUUCUUGUGCUUAUGGUCUUUGCAUUGAUUCAGAUUCUCUUUCCUCUGGGUAAGAUCUCAGUAAUGAUCUAUGGGGGCCUAGCUGCACUCAUAUUCUGUGGGUAUAUUGUUUACGAUACUGACAAUCUGAUCAAGCGCUACUCUUAUGAUGAAUACAUUUGGGCUUCUGUAUCGCUGUAUCUCGAUGUCAUUAAUCUCUUCUUAGCGUUAUUAACUAUUCUCAGAGCGGCAGAUGGUUAGGUGGAUUUCACCGUCCUGCCUUCUCCUCACCUUACCAUCUCAUUCCCCCCCCUUCCCCCCCCCCCCCUGGAAAACAUACAUAGAUAGAUGUGUGAUCCAAGUCCAUCUAAGUUUCUGUAGUAUUUCUACACAUUAAUUGUAUUUAAAUGUAACAGAAGAAACUAACACUCUCUCUCUCUCUCUCUUCCAGCGUUUGAUUGGGCACCCUUUUGACAUAAAAAGGAAACCCAGAUUUGCAUCCAACAAAGUUAAAUAACAAAGCCAACUAAAUAUGGUUGUACAAAAGCAAAGCACACACAUGGUGUCUGAAUCUAGGACAUGUAACAUGUCAAUGUCCUUGCUCAACACGGCAUUCUUUUCCUCAAGGUUUGUCCUUUGACAGCUCCAAAACCUACGUUUACAAAAGCAUAACCACAUGGUUGUACCGAUUUUGCUUACAUUGAUUCUAAUGGUUUUACAUUUUAGUUAAUUGAUUUGGAGCUAGAAAA
Molecule: messenger RNA, 1525 nt
Organism: Camellia sinensis
Lineage: Eukaryota; Viridiplantae; Streptophyta; Magnoliopsida; Ericales; Theaceae
Product: protein LIFEGUARD 4
Cellular component (GO): membrane
Source: RefSeq, a predicted model, not a curated record